CGCCCCCCCGCGCCAGGCGGAGCCGGAGCCGGAGCCGGAGCGGAGCCGGUGCCGGGGCGGCUCAUUGCGGCGCGGCGCGGCGGCAGCAUGGCCACCACCGUGCCCUGCACCCGCUUCACCGACGAGUACCAGCUCUACGAGGAGAUCGGCAAGGGAGCUUUCUCGGUGGUCCGGCGCUGCGUCAAGCUCUGCACCGGCCAUGAGUAUGCCGCCAAGAUCAUCAACACCAAAAAGCUCUCCGCCAGAGACCACCAGAAGCUGGAGCGGGAGGCCCGCAUCUGCCGGCUGCUGAAGCACUCCAACAUCGUGCGGCUCCACGACAGCAUCUCAGAGGAGGGUUUCCAUUACCUCGUCUUUGACCUGGUGACCGGCGGCGAGCUCUUCGAGGACAUCGUGGCGCGGGAGUACUACAGUGAGGCUGAUGCCAGCCACUGCAUCCAGCAGAUCCUGGAGGCUGUCCUCCACUGUCACCAAAUGGGGGUCGUCCACAGGGACCUCAAGCCGGAGAACCUGCUCCUGGCCAGCAAAUGCAAAGGGGCGGCGGUGAAGCUGGCUGACUUCGGCCUCGCCAUCGAGGUGCAAGGCGAUCAGCAGGCCUGGUUCGGCUUCGCGGGCACGCCUGGCUACCUCUCCCCCGAAGUCCUGCGCAAAGAGGCCUACGGCAAACCCGUGGACAUCUGGGCAUGCGGUGUCAUCCUGUACAUCCUGCUGGUGGGCUACCCGCCAUUUUGGGAUGAGGACCAGCACAAACUCUACCAACAGAUCAAGGCCGGUGCCUACGAUUUCCCUUCACCCGAGUGGGACACGGUCACCCCCGAAGCGAAAAACCUCAUCAACCAGAUGCUGACCAUCAACCCUGCCAAGCGCAUCACAGCCCAUGAAGCCCUCAAGCACCCGUGGGUCUGCCAACGCUCCACCGUGGCCUCCAUGAUGCACAGGCAGGAGACAGUCGAGUGUCUGAAAAAGUUCAACGCCCGGAGGAAGCUCAAGGGCGCCAUCCUCACCACCAUGUUGGCCACCAGGAACUUCUCAGUGGGCAGACAGACCACCGCUCCUCCGACCAUGUCGGCGGCCGCCGCCGGGGCCCCCCUGGGGCUGGUGGAACAAGCAGCUAAGAGCUUACUGAACAAGAAGGCGGACGGCGUGAAGCCCCAGACCAACAGCACCAAAGGCAGUGCCGGUGUCACCAGCCCCAAGGGGACGCUCCCACCCGCCGCGCUGGAGCCUCAAACUACCGUAAUUCAUAACCCCGCGGACGGCAUAAAGGAGUCGUCCGAUAGCACCAACACCACCAUCGAGGACGAGGACACAAAAGCCCGCAAGCAGGAGAUCAUCAAGAUCACGGAGCAGCUCAUCGAGGCCGUCAACAACGGGGACUUUGAAGCCUAUGCGAAGAUCUGCGACCCGGGGCUCACCUCCUUCGAGCCCGAGGCCCUGGGCAACCUGGUGGAGGGCAUGGACUUCCACCGUUUCUACUUCGAGAACUUGCUCUCCAAGAACAACAAGCCGAUCCACACAACCAUCCUGAACCCCCACGUCCACGUCAUCGGCGAGGACGCCGCCUGCAUCGCCUACAUCCGGCUCACCCAGUACAUCGACGCCCAGGGCCGGCCUCGCACCAGCCAGUCGGAGGAGACCCGCGUCUGGCACCGCCGUGACGGCAAGUGGCAGAACGUCCACUUCCACGGCUCGGGGGCCCCCGUCGCCCCGCUCCAGUGAAGAGCUCGCGGUGGCUGUCCUGGUUCCAGCCCGACGGAGACGGCGAUGGGAGCCGAGCCGGCAGCCGGAGCUGCGGCCCCGAAGCACGCGUCCGCAUGCCUGUCCCCCCCUCCGCCCCUGCCUCCUCCCCCCCUCCAGUGCCUGUGUUUGCAGAAAACAAAAAGACAAAA
Messenger RNA from Harpia harpyja (harpy eagle), 1889 nucleotides. RefSeq names its product calcium/calmodulin dependent protein kinase II beta (gene CAMK2B). Lineage: Eukaryota; Metazoa; Chordata; Aves; Accipitriformes; Accipitridae. Gene Ontology annotation, molecular function: ATP binding; calcium/calmodulin-dependent protein kinase activity; calmodulin binding. The record is from RefSeq and is a predicted model, not a curated record. Gene Ontology annotation, cellular component: neuron projection; cytoplasm. Gene Ontology annotation, biological process: protein phosphorylation.